GAAAGGACGCCGGCUGGUCCAGAAGCCCGCGAUGCUCCCGCCUUCCUCGUCUCCUUCCUCCUCCUCUUCUUCUUCCUCCUCCUCCUCCUCCUCUUCCCUCAGGGCCAGGCCGCUCGUCCAGGUGUGGCCGCAGAUGAUGGUGAUGCCGUUGCUGCCGCCGCCGCCGCCGCCGCCCCCCUCCCGCCGGAGCUGAUGCUCCCCUCAGGCGAGGCGGGAGCCCUGAGGCAGGGGGAGCGCGGCUUCCCUCUCCCCCCCGGCCCCGCCCUGCCGCCGGGGACCCCCCGCCGCCCCGGCGGAGGAGGGAGGAGGAAAGCUCGGACCAUGGCCUGGGGCUCCCCCCCGCGGCCGCUCUUCCUCCUCCUCCUCCUCCUCUUCCUCCUCUCCUUCCCGCUCUCGCUCACCCCGAAGGAGCCGGGCAGAAGCGGGCCGAGCAGGCGAGGGGCAAGAUGGGCGUGAAGUCCCGCAAGGCAACUACUCCGGCCGCGGAAACCCCGGCGGUUCCCGGCGGGGUGUUGGAAAGCAAAACGGCCGGAGGGGACCUGGCUUCGGCCGGCGACUUGGAGCAAGGCACGUUGGCUCUGGGCGCCUCCGGGGCUGACCGGGACGGGGCCCUGCUGCUGGAAGGGACGGGCAGGGAAGGAAGCGGGAGGCGUUCGGCUCCCGCCAUCGGCUUGCUGGCCAAGACCCCGCUGAGCCGGCCGGUCAAGAGGAACAACGUCAAGUACCGCCGGAUCCAGACCUUGAUCUACGACGCGCUGGAGCGGCCGCGGGGCUGGGCGCUGCUCUACCACGCCUUCGUAUUUCUGAUCGUGCUGGGAUGCCUGAUUUUAGCAGUGCUGACCACUUUUGGAGAAUACGAAAAAGCUUCUGGAUAUUGGCUCUUGCUUUUGGAAACUUUUGCCAUUUUCAUCUUCGGAGCAGAAUUUGCCUUAAGGAUCUGGGCAGCUGGCUGCUGUUGUCGAUACAAGGGCUGGCGUGGAAGGCUGAAAUUUGCCAGAAAGCCUCUCUGUAUGUUGGAUAUCUUCGUACUGAUCGCCUCUGUCCCAGUGGUAGCUGUUGGCAACCAAGGCAAUGUCCUAGCUACAUCUCUGAGAAGUCUCCGUUUCCUCCAGAUCCUAAGGAUGCUGCGUAUGGACCGGAGAGGUGGCACCUGGAAGCUUCUGGGAUCAGCUAUUUGUGCACACAGCAAAGAGCUCAUCACUGCCUGGUACAUUGGAUUCUUAACCCUCAUCCUCUCCUCGUUCCUGGUUUACCUGGUGGAGAAGGACGUGCUUGAAAAAGACGAGGAUGGAAAAGAGACCAAAGAGUUUGGGACUUAUGCUGACGCCCUCUGGUGGGGACUGAUUACGCUGGCAACAAUCGGCUACGGGGACAAGACACCCAAAACGUGGGAAGGGCGCUUGAUCGCAGCUGCGUUUUCGUUAAUCGGAGUUUCAUUUUUUGCCCUUCCGGCUGGCAUUUUGGGUUCAGGACUGGCUCUAAAAGUCCAGGAACAACAUCGCCAAAAGCACUUUGAAAAAAGAAGGAAACCGGCAGCUGAACUCAUACAGGCUGCCUGGAGGUACUACGCUACUAAUCCUAAUAGGAUAGAUCUUGUUGCCACAUGGAGGUUUUACGAGACUGUGGUAUCAUUCCCAUAUUUCAGGAAAGAACAAGUGGAUGGAACCAGCCAAAAGCUGGGUCUCUUGGAUCGGGUUCGUGGUAGCAAUCCUAAAGGAAAGCUGUUUACUCCUCUGAAUGUAGAAGCAAUUGAAGAAAGUCCUUCCAAAGAGUCCAAGAACGUUGUCCUGAUUAACCGAGAUCGAUUGCGCACUGCCUUCCGAAUGAAAGCUUAUGCAUUCUGGCAAAGCUCAGAAGAUGCUGGAACAGGGGAUCCCCUGGCAGAAGAUAGGGGAUACAGCAAUGAGCUCCUCAUGGAAGACCUGAUCCCCACACUGAAGAUGGUCAUCCGAGCUGUUAGGAUUCUACAGUUCCGCCUCUAUAAGAAGAGAUUCAAGGAGACUUUGAGGCCUUACGAUGUAAAGGAUGUGAUAGAGCAAUAUUCAGCUGGACAUCUCGACAUGCUUUCCAGAAUCAAAUACCUUCAAGCAAGAAUAGAUAUGGUUUUUGCACCUGGGCCUCCAUCUACUCCCAGACACAGGAAAUCUCAGAAAGGAGGCACAUUCUCCUACCCUUCGCAGCAGUCUCCAAGGAAUGAGCCAUUCAUAAGUAAAGCAUCUGCAGAUGAUCCUGAAGAUCAAAGCAUGAUGGGCAAAUUUGUCAGAGUUGAAAGACAGGUCCACGACAUGGGGAAGAAGCUGGAUUUUUUAGUAGACAUGCACAAGCAACAUCUGGGCCAGCUGCAGGUCCAGGUCACCGACACGUGUCCUUUGAAAGAAGCCACGUCCCCAGCUGAGGACAACCGCUUUUCUGAACUGAAAUCCAUCAUUUACAAGUACUCCAAGCCUUCCAUUCACGAGCUGUCUCCAAGCUUCCACCACGUUCCCGUGAACAAAGUCCCUCCUUUUGGGUACUCAAGCCAGGACUGUGGUCACAACCCACUUUCACUGCCCUUCAGUGACCAGAACUCAGGCCGAUGGCAAGCCAUGCCCUUCUCCACUGCCUACUCAGAAAGGCCCACAGUCCUGCCAAUAGUGACUUUCAUGGACUCUCAGGUUUCCUUCCAGUCCCCGCCGAGAGAGCUCUGGAGCCCCCAUUCGGACAGAUUCUCCUCAAGACAAAGGCAAAGAGACAGCGACACCCCGUUAUCCCUGCUCUCGGUCAAUCACGAGGAACUCGAACGCUCCCCGAGCGGGUUCAGCAUCUCUCAAGACAGAGAUGAUUUCCUGUUCGGCCCAAAUGGCGGCUCCAGUUGGAUGAAGGAAAAACGCUAUUUGGCCGAGGGGGAAACGGACACGGACACCGACCCUUUCACUCCCAGUGGGUCUAUGCCUCUGUCCUCCACAGGGGACGGUAUUUCUGACUCAAUAUGGACUCCUUCAAGCAAGCCAAUUUAAUCUUCUCUACAGGGGGUGGGGUGGGGUGGGAUGUGGGAGGGUGGAGAUCCGGGCUGGCUUUUUCUUGUCCUGUAAACUUAAACUUUGUAUAUCUUAACGAUACCUGCCCAAAGCUUCCUCCCUCAAAAGCAAAAAAAAGCAAGCCACCACACCCGUCCCUUCACCACCAAUGGCUGUUCUGCAUGCAGGUGUUCGUGGACGUCUUUCUCCACCAUUUCACACAGUUGGGCGAUGCAGUUCUCCUCAUUGCUGCCAAAACGUUAAGCGGCUGAGUUUUGCGCAGGGUGGGGCGGUUAGUUUAUUUUAUUUUUAUAUAUUUGUUUGCAUGACUUUAUGCUCUAAAGGGUACAGGGAAUUUCCUCCAUGAUUAAAACCAUGAAGAAAAAAAUAAUAAUAAUAGCACUAUUCGCUUGGUAAGUCAAAGGGUCAGAUCGAUGUCAGAGUUAAAAAAAAAAACACCGCAGCAAAUGUGGAGAGUUAUAGGCUGCAUCGUGGUGAGCAAAAACAACCCUCAUUUCUAGAAUGAUGCCCUUGGCGAGGUGUGCAUGCAUUUGCAUCAUUCCUCUUUGCAAUUUUAGCUGUUUCCCUCUUGGCCGUCCAUUUUGUUCUCUCCCAUGUCGCCAUAGUAGGCCGAUUUAAUUCCGUUCCUUUGACCUCUCUGCUCCUGCACCUAUGUAAGAAACCCGAGAAUAUAACACAUUCCAGUA
Messenger RNA from Pantherophis guttatus, 3703 nucleotides. RefSeq names its product potassium voltage-gated channel subfamily Q member 3 (gene KCNQ3). Gene Ontology annotation, biological process: potassium ion transmembrane transport. NCBI's taxonomy places the organism in Eukaryota, Metazoa, Chordata, Lepidosauria, Squamata, Colubridae. Gene Ontology annotation, molecular function: voltage-gated potassium channel activity. The record is from RefSeq and is a predicted model, not a curated record. Gene Ontology annotation, cellular component: voltage-gated potassium channel complex; membrane.